Messenger RNA from Thrips palmi, 3284 nucleotides. It is a transcript of the gene Bcat, whose product is annotated as branched-chain-amino-acid aminotransferase, cytosolic. The transcript has 8 exons. Lineage: Eukaryota; Metazoa; Arthropoda; Insecta; Thysanoptera; Thripidae. Gene Ontology annotation, biological process: L-valine biosynthetic process; L-leucine biosynthetic process. Gene Ontology annotation, cellular component: mitochondrion. The coding region runs from base 337 to 1605 and encodes 422 amino acids. Gene Ontology annotation, molecular function: branched-chain-amino-acid:2-oxoglutarate transaminase activity. The record is from RefSeq and is a predicted model, not a curated record.
ACGACAACUACAACGUGUCAGACGUCCGCACACACUUGAGCCUUGCGCGCCCGAGCUUGAGCAGCCCGCCGAACAGAAGCGAAACGCCCCGCGAGUGCCCGCCGGUUCCGUCCUCGUUCGAACGCUCCGAACGCACCCAGCUCCACUUGGAGUACACAAGCACCCGUGCCGAUUUCUUCGCGUGUCCCUGGUUGUUGUGUGACUUUUUCCUCGUAAACACUCGCCGCCGACAUGAGGAUUUAAAAGUUGCGGCUCUAGGGUUGAGUGAUUUGGAUUUGCCACCGUCCCCGGACCCGGACCGACGUCGUCGUCAACAACACAUGUGUUUGCAUCGACAUGGUGCGCUCGACUGUUCGCCAGCUGGUUUUGCGACCUAAGUUUUUGGCCCAUCAACUGCGUUGUUUACACACUGAAGAUAAAAAAUGGCAGUCCGUUGCAACUGCUGCGGCCACAGCUGCCACUCAGGGUGUCUGUGUCCCUGCACAAGAGAGCCUGCCAUCCAUGCACACGUUCAGGUAUUCGGAUACCAUAGUACGUUUGGCUGAGCCCCACCAACUACAACCCAAACCUGACGCUGCAGGGCUUCAGUUUGGAAAAUUGUUUACUGACCAUAUGCUCAAGAUAGAGUACCACAAACGACUUGGAGGGUGGCAAAAACCAGUGAUCACUCCCUUUGAAAAUCUUGUUCUCCAUCCAGCUGCCAAAGUGCUACAUUAUGCUGUUGAGUUGUUUGAAGGCAUGAAAGCCUAUCGUGGUGUUGAUGGGAGGAUACGAGUUUUCCGUCCAGAAAUGAACAUGGAUCGAAUGAAUCGGUCUGCAGCCAGAGCUGGUCUACCAACAUUCAGUGGACCGGAGUUGAUAAAAUGCCUGAGCCGCUUAGUUAGUAUCGACCAGGAAUGGGUGCCCCAUUCAGAGUCUUCAAGCCUUUACAUUCGUCCAACCUUCAUCGGUAUUGAUCCUUCUUUGGGUAUUGCAUGCUCUGAGUCAGCUCUGCUCUACGCUAUUCUGUCGCCUGUUGGGGCUUACUUUUCAUCCGGCUUCCAACCUGUCACUUUGAUGGCAGAUCCAAAGUAUACACGAGCAUUCCCAGGUGGCUGUGGUGAUCGCAAAAUGGGCUCCAAUUAUGCCCCCACCAUACAUGUACAGCGAGAGGCCACUGAGAGAGGCUACCAACAAGUUUUGUGGCUCUAUGGUGAAGAUGAACAGCUGACUGAAGUUGGAACUAUGAAUAUUUUCCUAUUCUUUAUCAAUGAUGACGGAGAACGAGAGCUAGUCACACCAAAUCUGGAUGGCUUAAUUUUGCCUGGAGUCACACGCCUGUCCAUUCUAGAGCUGACACGUAGCUGGAAUGAAUUUAAGGUUUCUGAGCGAAAAAUAACUAUGGCUGAAGUGAUAAAGCUGAUGAACGAGAACAGACUGUUAGAAAUGUUUGGUGCCGGCACGGCUUGCAUUGUGAGCCCUGUAGCAUCAAUCCAUUACAAGGAUAUAACAAUCAACGUACCUACAGGUAGCCAAGAAAAUCCACUGUACUACAGACUAGAACGAGCUCUGACCUCCAUCCAGUACGGUCGCGUUCAGCAUCCUUGGGCUGUGACAAUUGACUAAGGAAUGUUGCCCCUAUUUGCUCAUUUUUUCAAGAAAAAAAAAGAAGGAAAAAAGGCUACCUGUUUUCAUUUAAAAGCAAUGAGCAGCACUUUCAGGAAUUAAAAUGGCCUGCAGCCUUCCUUUCCAAGGAAAUAUAGGUCUUCUAUUGAAUAUGUGAGAAUUACUGCGAGAGUAAAAACCCUUUUUAUUGCUGCGUAUGUUAUCUAUUUUUAGUCAUUUUGAAGUAGUACAAAACAGUAACGCAAGUGGUACAGUUGUUUUAUUGUAUGUCAAGGGCAAUUGCUUUACUGUGUUGUCCAAAGUGUAUGGUUAGGUAUUUAAGGCUUAGUCAGAAGUGACAUAAGAGAUAAGUUUUUAGAAGAUUUUUAAAAAGAAGCAAAACUGGCUGAUUGUCCUUAAAACCUUAGGACCGCAGACAGAUGUGUACUUAGUUAAGCUCACUGUUACUCAUAUUUUGUAUAAAUUCAUUUCAUUGUCUCAUUAAUUUAUGUGAAAGCCCAUUGAGUUGAGCUGUGCUCUGUCACUUUUUAUUUAUGUUGUAACUUAUGUUUAGAUUUUCCUUGUUGCCUAAUUGUACAACGUUCAGGUUUUCCUAUGAUUUUAUUUUUAAAUUAAGUUAUUAUCUUUGUGUUGGUUGAAAAUUGAGCCAUUAUUAUCUUACUGUCUUGAUAAUGUAAAUGCUUGCAAAAGCCCUGAAUUCUCAUUUUACUCUUGUGCUGUUCUGCUUACCCAUUUUCUUCACAAAGUUUCUGUUAAAGCUCUUGAAAUUUCUUGUAAUGCCCACUCACUACUCAUGAGGCUGAAAGACGGUAAUGGUUCAUAAUUUUCAAAAUUGUGACAGGAACAUUUCUGUUUGACAAAUCAUUAAGAUUUGACAUGUGUGCCAUGUAUGAUUUGCCUGUGCCUUACUGGUUUGUUGUCUCUGUGACCUUUGAUAGUUUUCAUUUAAGUUGGGAAUGGAAGUAAAUUUUAUUGAUUCAUCUGUGAUCUUCAACAUAGGCUGUUUUGAAAUUAUGUUAUCAAUUGUAAAAAGAAUGAAAUUAGUUAACAAAAAUCAAAUGAUACAACAGAAAUAAUGUUUGUUGUAACGAUUUUGGGUCUGCUUCUUAUGUGACAUGUUUGUCAUUGUCACAUUUGAACUGGCAAAGUUUCGAGUUUCGACAUAUGUUAGCCUUUAUGUAUUGUAGAUAUGGAAAUUGUGCUUAUCCAUGUGUGUCAGUAUUUUUUCAUAACAUUAGGCUAGAUCUUUUUUUGUUGUUGUUAAGAUAUCAAUUGAUAACUCAAUUAUUAAAAACAUUUUGGCGCUUGUGCUAUUUGACAUGUUUUUGUUGUGAAAAUGUAUUUUUUCAUCAGCUGUUUUGGUGUUGAACAUGUGUAUCUGAUACCUUCGAUGGACAUGAUCUAAAAUUGAAUGGAGAAUAGUCUUACUUGAUUGAUAUUUGAUCUGAUGGAUGAGAAAUGAAAGAACUUAAGUUGCAUUAGACCACUUGUUGCUUUUUGUUAUCUUUGUAUGCGUUUCUAUGGAAAUUUGUGAAAUUUUUAUUUUUACUGACAGCAUUUAUGUGCGUUGAGAGAAAGAAUGGAAAUAACAGGAAGUGUACUACUGUUAUGGUCUGAAGUAUUUGUGACUACUGUGUGGCGAGUUGUUGAAAUUCCUCAAUAAAGCAUGGUAAGUUAAA